Molecule: messenger RNA, 1422 nt
Organism: Penicillium angulare
Lineage: Eukaryota; Fungi; Ascomycota; Eurotiomycetes; Eurotiales; Aspergillaceae
Product: Zn(II)2Cys6 transcription factor domain-containing protein
Exons: 2
Coding region: 1-1422 (473 amino acids)
Biological process (GO): regulation of DNA-templated transcription
Molecular function (GO): DNA-binding transcription factor activity, RNA polymerase II-specific; zinc ion binding
Source: RefSeq, a predicted model, not a curated record
AUGGUAUUUCGGGAUCAGUGCGACCGUGGUCGCCCGGCAUGUACACAAUGCCUUAAUGUCAACUCGGAAUGUACUGGAUACAGAAAUGCGAUAGACUUGAUGUUCGAAGACGAAACUGGGAUUGUGACACGAAAGGCCAGAUCGCACGUUUCAAAAUCAGUCUCGUCUAAAAGAGACAAUAAUCCCCAGGCACUAUUUCCCGCGCCGCAAUUGCAACUACUUGUGGAUCCACCUUCCGUUCAAGCAAUCUCGUUCUUUACGUCGGCUUAUUCCGGCGGAUGCUAUCUAGACUGGCUGCCGUCGAUUUAUUUAUCUCAUAAGCGCUCUGCUUCGCUUGAGGCAAGCUUUGAAGCAGUUGCGUUAAGCUACAUGGCAAAUCAACAACAACGGGGAGACCUACAAAUUCUCGCGCAAGAGAGAUAUGGCGUUGGGCUGGCUCAAACAAUGAGUUUAUUGACAGGGCACCAAUCAGCUUCCCCAGAAACCAUCGCCUCUAUUUUAUUGCUGGCACUAUUCGCUGUUCUCUCAUCGGAGUCUUAUCAGGACGCACAAAGCACUUGGUCAAAACACGUCCACGGAAUUGUGGCCAUCUUAGAACCAUCCUCGGCUCCCGCGAUAUUCGACAGCUCUGCCGGCCAAAGCCUUCUCCACCAUAUAAUUUCUAUUGUACAGAUAGAUUGCAUACAGCGAGGAUUGCCAUUUCCACCUUAUCUCAAACUCCUCUACUCGGUUUCCUGUUUAAAUGAAGGAUAUCAAGCGUAUUUCUGGAUUCUGCUUGACCGUCUGGCUACGUUGAACUCCCAAUUUGAUGAGGAGCAAGUCUCGCUCUCCUACAUUGUGAAGCUAGAGGAAUUGGAGAAGGAGGUUGAACAUUUAAUUAGCUCAAUGCCUGCAGCAAAUCCCGGUCACUUUUCUUUCCAAGAGAUUCCAAACAGUCAUAUUGUCAAUGGAAGCAUCCUUCAACCGUUCAUACCGGUUCAAGUAUUCAGUGGUUGGCGAAGCGCACAAGCCUGGAAUACUCUACGCAUGAUACGACUGUACAAUAACAACCUUUUACGACGGAGCAUCACUGGCUACCUGCCACCUAAUGCGAUCCCACCCGAGACUGUUGACAAACUUGAGAUGCUCUUACAUCAUACAUCUGUGGUUGCAUAUCAUACAGCAGUGGAUAUGUGCGCUACUGUACCAGAGAACUUACGACCGGAAUACUGGUCAAAAGAUCCCGAUCCCGAUACCAGCCUUCACUUUUCUUCAUGGGCGCGCUCUCUCAUAUGGCCUUUGAGUUUAGCUGAGGGAUCGCCUCAUGGCUCUGAGAGACUUCACGAAUACUUAAAGAGACAAAUCGGAGUACUGGGAGCCAUCACUGGCAUGCGGGGACUACAUAAAAAGUCCACUUCAUUGCCUACAAAAGAUGAUUGGUAA